Benincasa hispida (wax gourd) is the source of this 1433-nucleotide messenger RNA. RefSeq names its product Far-red impaired responsive (FAR1) family protein. Lineage: Eukaryota; Viridiplantae; Streptophyta; Magnoliopsida; Cucurbitales; Cucurbitaceae. The record is from RefSeq and is a predicted model, not a curated record.
UACAAUAGACAUCUCUGUUUCCAGUUUUCACCUUCUUAUCUUUCCUUCUUCUCCUCUUCUUUCCUUUUUGACUCCCAUUUUCCUCCAUUCUUAACUCUUUUCUCGAAGCUUCUUUCACAUUACUCCCCACAACAAACGCCGCCACUUUCCUUCUUUCUUGAGAUUGCUUCUACCCAAUCAGUUCUUCCAUCUCUGAUCACGAUGGAUUUGAGAGAUAAUAGUGAAAGAUGUCUUCUGACAGUGGACGCAGAUGAGGGAGAGGAAGGGAUAGAGGGAGGAUCAUUUGAGAGUCCAGCAGGAACACAAUUAAUUGAAUGUGAUGGAGAUAUUAUUCUUGAGCCUUACGAGGGAAUGGAAUUUGAAUCUGAAGAUGCUGCCAAGAUUUUCUAUGAUAAGUAUGCCCGUCAACUGGGAUUUGUUAUGCGUGUGAUGUCCUGUCGUCGAUCUGAAAAAGAUGGGAGAAUACUUGCCCGAAGACUUGGAUGCAACAAAGAGGGAUAUUGUGUCAGCAUCCGAGGUAAAUUUGGGGCAGUUCGGAAGCCGCGGCCGAGCACACGAGAAGGCUGUAAGGCAAUGAUUCAUGUCAAAUAUGAUAAAUCUGGGACAUGGGUGAUAACAAAAUUUGUAAAGGAACAUAACCAUCCUCUUGUGGUUUCUCCUCGUGAAGCUCGGCAGACCAUGGAUGAAAAAGACAAGCAAAUACAGGAACUCACUAUAGAGCUGCGGAAUAAGAAACGGUUAUGUUCGACAUACCAAGAACAGCUUGCUGCAUUUAUGAAAAUUGUUGAAGAACAUACCGACCAGUUAUCGAGAAAAGUUCAAAAGGUAGUUACCAAUCUUAAAGAAUUUGAGUCCAUUGAGCAAGAACUAUUGCAUCCUAGGUAGCCUACCCACUGAAUUCUUGUGCAGUGUGGUCAGUGGCCAUCGAUAUUUGGAGGUUGGUAGCGCACGAAGAACAACGAUAACCUUUCAGAAAGCCCCUCAAAAGGCAUUCUUUACAGUCUACCCUGCCCCACUCCAAACUCAGAGCGAGGUAUAGAAAUGAGCAAUGCAAUAGCUCCUGUGUAUCAUAGCAAGCACUGGCAUGAAGUAGAAGUACUUGCAGACAUCUGAGCGGAGAGACAAGUUUUGAAUGAAGAGACGAUUUUAUUUACCUCUAUAAAUGGUGGAUUUUAUUGAAUAACCAAUGCUUUUUUCAGAAAUUUUGCUGAAAUUUCCUUUGCUUGUAUAUAUGUUUGCAUCUGAUACUGCAAGCUGAACAUCCAAAUCCCAUCCUAGAUGCCCACAUAGCUAAUAAUGAGAGAAGCAAGAUUAGAAUUGUUCCAUUUUGCUUAUUUUACUAGCAUUUUCUUGUACUGUGACUCUGAGCUAUUUGCUAUUUCUCUACUUGUUGCCACGUUUUCUCCAGGUUGAGAUGAUACUUUUAUUUUUCA